Molecule: messenger RNA, 1994 nt
Organism: Pseudopodoces humilis (Tibetan ground-tit)
Lineage: Eukaryota; Metazoa; Chordata; Aves; Passeriformes; Paridae
Gene: CCM2
Product: CCM2 scaffold protein
Biological process (GO): vasculogenesis; heart development
Source: RefSeq, a predicted model, not a curated record
CUCCAUUCCGGCACCCCCAAAGCGAGGGGAGCGUUCCCUGCUCCCCCCAGAGCUCCCACGGCUCCCCCCGGAGCCCCUCUCCUGCUGGGAACCCCAUGGAGGACGAGCCCGGAAUCGUGUCGCCGUUCAAGCGAGUGUUCCUGAAGGGGGAGAAGGGCCGGGAUAAGAAGGCUCAGGAGAAGGUGACGGAGCGGCGGCCGCUGCACACGGUGCUGGUGGCGCUUCCCGAGCGCGUGGAGCCCGACCUGCUGCUCCACGACUACAUCGAGAAGGAAGUCAAGUAUCUAGGGCAGCUCACCUCCAUCCCGGGGUACCUGAACCCCUCCAGCCGCACCGAGAUCCUGCACUUGAUCGACAACGCCAAGAGAGCCCACCAGCUCCCGGGGCAGCUGACCCCGGAGCACGACGCCGUCAUCAGCCUCUCCGCCUACAACGUCAAGCUGGUGUGGAGGGACGGCGAGGACCUGAUCCUCAGGGUGCCCAUCCACGACAUCGCCUCCGUGUCCUACAUCCGCGACGACUCCGCACACCUGGUGGUGCUCAAGACAGCUCAGGAUCCCGGCAUCUCGCCGAGCCAGAGCCUGUGUGCCGAGGGCUCCAAGGCGCUGACGUCGGGCUCGCUGUCGGAGAGCGCGGGGGGACCCCUGGAGUCCUGCUGCCUGGUGGUGCUGGCCACGGAGAGCAAGGUGGGUGCCGAGGAGCUGUGCUCCCUGCUCAGCCAAGUCUUCCAGAUCGUUUACACCGAGUCCACCAUCGACUUCCUGGACCGCGCCAUCUUCGACGGCGCCUCGACGCCCACGCGGCACCUGUCCCUGCACAGCGAUGACUCUUCCACCAAAGUGGACGUGAAGGAGCCCUUCGAGGCGGACGCCAGCACUUUUUCCUUUGCAGACACGCUGGAGGCGGGGGACGCGUCCCCGUCCUCCUCGGCGCGCCCGUCCCCGCACGUGACCACGGCCAGCGAGAGCGAGCUCAGCACCACGGCCACCGAGCUGCUCCAGGACUACAUGAUGACGCUCCGCACCAAGCUGUCCUCGCAGGAGAUCCAGCAGUUUGCCAUGCUGCUGCACGAGUACCGCAACGGGGCCUCCAUCCACGAGUUCUGCAUCAACCUCAAGCAGCUCUACGGGGACAGCAGGAAAUUCCUGCUCCUGGGCCUGCGGCCCUUCAUCCCCGAGAAGGACAGCCAGCACUUCGAGAACUUCCUGGAGACCAUCGGGGUGAAGGACGGCCGCGGCAUCAUCACCGACAGCUUCGGCCGCUACCGGCGCUCGCUGGGCGCCGCCUCCGCCUCCAACGGCACCGGCGCCGCCGGCAGCUCCGACGAGCAGUCGGUGCCCUCGGAGGAGGACGAGUGGGACCGCAUGAUCUCCCACAUCAGCAGCGACAUCGAGGCCCUGGGCUGCAGCCUGGACCGGGACUCGUCCUGAGGGAGCCCCGGAAUCGCCGCCGCUCCCGCCCGGAGCUCGGGGGGACCCCGGGACACGGAGUCACCCCGGGGGGAGCGUGGGGUGCCCCCCGUGGGGACACGGAGCGUGGAGCCGAUCCCAGAGCGGGGUCCUGGGACGUGGAGCUGCCCCAGAGGGAGCCCAGAACAGGGAGCUGCCCUCGGGGGGGUGGCAGGACACGGAACACGGAGCCACCCCUGGGGCUGCCCAGGAGCACCGAGCUGUGCCCUCACGGAGAUCCUGGGACACGGAGCCGCCCUGGGAGCGAUCCCAGCCCUGGGAUCUGCUGUGGGAUCGGGGAUCCCGGCCCUGGGAUCUGCUGUGGGAUCGGGGGGCUCCAGCAGGAUGCCUGCACUGUCCCAGCCUCACCCACAGCUCCAGGGGCUCCAGCUGGGGCCUGGGGGACACACCUGGAUUUUGGGGACAGAUCUGCUCCCGAGGGCUGUCCUGGCUGUUGGGAUCUGUUCCCAAGGGGCUGGAUCUGCUCUCCCCACCCCCAGUUUACAGUUUGCACAGCGGGUCCCCCAGAACUGCCCCCCCCCCCCA